Messenger RNA from Pimephales promelas (fathead minnow), 1890 nucleotides. The record is from RefSeq and is a predicted model, not a curated record. Lineage: Eukaryota; Metazoa; Chordata; Actinopteri; Cypriniformes; Leuciscidae.
UCUAUCUGUGGUUUCGUUUCAGGGGAAUAAGUGCACUGUGUGUUACAGGCUUUCGACACCAGUUUAUUGCGCUGCUUUACAGCUGACGAUCCAGACAGUUUUUGUGUCAGGUACAUCGGAAUAAAGGUGUAAAAAUGAGAAACGGAUUAAUAUUGAUCGCGGCCGUCAUUGCUGCAACAGCUCUCACCUCAGGUGAAUAUAGUUCCGACUUUAUGGUCAAGCUGAGCACAACAACCCCCCAGCCGAACACAACAACCCCCCACCCGAACACAACAACCACAACAACCCCCCACCCGAACACAACAACCCCCCACCCGAACACAACAACCCACAGCCCGAACACAACAACUCACAGCCCGAACACAACAACCCUCCACCCGAACACAACAACCCCCCACCCGAACACAACAACCGCCCCUCCAGCGCCAACACCACCCACCAACAUGACAAAGGGGAGAUAUAAUGUUACUGAUAAAGAUGGCAAUAUCUGUAUUCUGGCUGACUUGGGAAUCGGGAUCCGUGUGAACACCAGUGAGGUUAAUGGCACGUUCAUUGUUCAGCCGAGGAAAACUACUUCCAGUGGACAAUGUUCGGAGAAAACGGCUGAUAUCACUCUCAUUUUUGAUGAAGGCAGUCUUGCCCUAAAAUUUAAAAAUGAUGAAACAAAGCAAAAGGUCUAUGUUGAGUUUGUGGAGUUUGAUUUGACCUAUGCUUUCAAAAGUGGAGCAUCGGAAAAUUACGGAGGGAAGAACGAGUCUCUUGAGCUGUUUUCCGCGGCUCCGGGUCACUCUUACUCCUGCAGUGCUGAGAGCGUGUACAUGGGGAAUGGUGUGAGUCUAGAUCUGACCAAUUACAGACUUCAGGCCUUCAACAUCAAAAACAAGGCAUUUGGCACAACUGAUCUAUGCAAGGCUGAUAAACCGGACUACCGGGUUCCCAUCGCCGUGGGCAUAAUCCUCAUCAUUCUCAUCGUCAUUGUAGUCAUUGCUUAUCUUAUCAGCCGAAAACGGAGAAGUAAUGGGUACCAGUCACUAUAGAGGCCUAAAAGUCCUGAUUUAAAUCAGCGAUUUUGCAGAUUUAAUCCUGUUAUGUGCGCCUUAAGUGAAUGUUACUCAUAUACCGAUGAUGAACGUGGAUGGCUUAGGAUCUGUCCAAACAAUGUUUACUAUUCAGAGACGGUAUGUCACAUCCUAACACAAGCUGCAAUCAUACAAACAAAUGGCUAAACUAGUGCAUGCCUUAUUUAGCCUAUCCUAAUCCUGACAUUACUGAAGGAUGUGCAAAAUGUACAUUUGCUCCAUCUUGUGUAAGUGUUCUUUUCUGUAGGGCUCUUCUCUGCUCGUCUCAUGCAUUGCAUUUUCUGUGAUUGGCUGAUCAGCCAAUGUUAAUCUCAUAAAUAUGUCCAAAUUUGUUGUUGAAAGGCUGCAUAAAAGGGAAUUCAGUUGCUCAUGUUUAUGUUGGGAUAUAUAGGCCUUCACUGUGUUUUGUAAUUAAUAAUAGAAAGGAUUUUUCUUUCUGUUGUGCUUGUUUUUUGUUUUGGCAAACUGAAGGGCUUUACUAUUCUGUAUUGUGAUCUGAAUGCACUGAAUAAUGCAAACAAUGUGUAAUUUGGAUACUUAUAAUCAAUAAUUUGUCCCGAAAAAAGUACUUUUUUUAAUUAUUGGCAUUAAAUAAAAAACUUAAAUAAAAAACGUACAAAAAAAUGACGAUUUUUGUUCAUUUGACGGCUAAGUCUGUGGUGUUGAAAUGGAAGAGGAAGAGGGGGAAACACACAAGCAUUAUUUUUGGCAGUGUGUUAUGUGGCGGCGCAGAUGCAAAUUUGUGUUCUGAACAGUUUUCCAUUCAUUUCACUGAAAUGACUAAAAAAAAUUAAAGCAACAUCUAAAAUCA